CUAAAAAGCAAGAUGGUUUAGUUUGCGCUUUUCAGGAGUCCUCUGAAUAUGGAAACCGAUAUUCUACAAAGGUGGCAUAAGGAGAAGCCUUACCAUGGCCUAUCAGAGCUUUCUGUUACAGCAGCUGCAGUGUGGCAUGUGCUGAGGUGUCGCAUGACUGCUCACUUCCCAAGAGUGCUGAACUUCAUAGACAUCAUUUACAAAGCAGCACCUGAUCUGCUGCAUUAUCGUCACUAUGCCAAACUCAGCUUGGGGCUGCGUGCCAAGAUUAUACUAGAUUUGAUUGGCCAAGAGGGACCAAACAAUGAGACGUGGCGAGUUUUUCAACUGCAUUUCCCUAAGUGUCCAUCAGAUGUUACAUCUCAUAUGACGCUUCGAGAUCUUCAGAAGGUGCAAUCUGCUGAUUUCAGCUUUCGCACAAUGGUGAAACGGCUUUUUGAAGAUGAUGAAUUUCGGAAAAGCUAUAUGAAGGAGCAAGUGGCUUUAGAUUAUGGAGAGGCAUUUGUUGCUGUACUGGAAAAGCUGAUGAGAGAACUCUUGGUCAGACUGAGUACUGCCUUAUCUGAAAACAAAAGGCAAGAGCUUCAGUUGGCACUUGAAAGCUCUACUUUGUUGUCCGGUUCAGAAUUUACAAUUUCUGCAGCAUCUGUGGCAGUUUCUUCAAGCAAAACAUGAGCUAUUCCUGGUGCUUUCUGUCUUGAACAUUAAACCUCUAUGAGGUAGAUAAUUCUACAGCUGAUACUGAGCUCAGAGUGAAGCAGGAUGACGUACGGUAAUUUCACAAAGGACUUUCAGUGCUAAUAUUCCUUGCAAGAAUGUUGAAAUAUUUAUUGUAGAUUUUAUAUAAGAAUAUUUGCACAUACAUGACACACACUUAAAUGUAUUUUUGUUUGGAAUGGAAUUUACAAAGCAUAUUACAGAUGAAGCAAAAGAGUUGAGAUGGAAUGGAUUUGUUUAUAGAUGAAAAGAUAAUGGGGGUAUGACAAGUAGGUACUAGUAUUCAAUUGGGGAUAAGGGACUAGCAGAAAUUCAGAAGACUAAAGAGCUAGUCUUAGUAGGUGGUAACAAUAUAGUAGGCAGUGACAGGUGGAAGAAUCAAUUGGGAAUAACUAGAUUACGGAAGAGAAUAGUUUUAUAUAGUUCCCUUAUGGUUUACUGAAUAUGGGGUUGAGUUGUUGGGUGACUCUAAUAAAGGUAGUUCUGCGGCUCAGUUCCUUAAGUUUGGCAGCCCCUACAUAAGUACAAGUUGAGCGAAUUCCACCAAGUAUGUCUUUGACUGUUUCUUCCACAUCCCCUUUAUAAGGAACCUCCACGGUUUUUCCUUCUGAAGCCCUAGUAAAGAAAAAAAAAAAAGUAGUAGACUGGUUUGCAGGUUAGUUUAGGAUAGAUUAAAAGGAUGUGAAUUUAAAGAUCUCGGCUGGGUGGAUUUUUUUUUCUCUUUAGGGAGCCAGGAUAUCUGUCUGUAUUACCAAGAAAGAUUAAAGUGAUGGUAAAUCCAAGCUUUAAAAAAACGCUUGGCUUUACCAUCACUCAAAAAAAACAGGACUUUGAGUCAUCAGUUUGUAAAAAAUGGUGCUAAACUUACUCUUCUCUAAAUGAGGUGAUGUGUCCACCUCUAAAACCAAUAGUGGUGCUAGUAUACAGAACUCUAUCAUAUGACUAGCACAGCUAUUGGUUUAGAGGUGGGAACAUCACCUCAUUGAAAAAAGAGCACUGUGCUGUGGGAGGUCGGAGCUUCUAAGUUUAGUACACUUUUUUACAAACUGAUGACUGAAAUUCCUGUUUAUUUUUAGUUAUGGUAAAUCCUAGUGUUUUUUAAACACUCAGAUUUACCAUCACUUAAAAGAAUAACCUUGUACAUGAGAUUCUUACAGUACACUAUUACCUGUAAUCUGCAACACCUCCUGCGUGUUUUUGCAUUGCAGUUUCAGAGCUCAUCCCAUAGAACAGUUUAUAUUUCUUGCCAUUUUUUUCUAUUAUUUCUCCACCAGAUUCAGUGUGUCCAGAAAACAUUCCACCUAGCAUCACAAAGUCUGCUCCAGCUCCUGUAAAAAGACUGUGUUAACGGCUUUAUGGUUUUUAUCGUUUACCUUAUAGGUUAUAUUAAUGCAGUCUACCAAAUCAUACUGAAAGUAGACCUUUACUUCUUUGCAAAUGGCAUAAAAUGAAUACCUUAAAUUGGUAAUGUAGGUGCAGUAAUUAGUACACUGUUUAGCAACCUACACAAUAUCAAUUUCUCCUAGCUAGAGAUUUUUUUAAAAAAAUUAAUAAAAAUAAAUUUUAAAAUGUAGAGCGGAAAAAU
Messenger RNA from Bombina bombina (fire-bellied toad), 2302 nucleotides. It is a transcript of the gene TINF2, whose product is annotated as TERF1 interacting nuclear factor 2. Gene Ontology annotation, cellular component: shelterin complex. The record is from RefSeq and is a predicted model, not a curated record. Gene Ontology annotation, molecular function: telomeric repeat DNA binding. Bases 49 to 675 code for a protein of 208 amino acids. Gene Ontology annotation, biological process: regulation of telomere maintenance via telomere lengthening; telomere capping. NCBI's taxonomy places the organism in Eukaryota, Metazoa, Chordata, Amphibia, Anura, Bombinatoridae. The transcript is spliced from 8 exons.